GGUCAUGAACAUCCUCUAUUUGGAAAAGUUUCGACCCCCCAAUGUUUUCCUUAAAACACCAUUCCCUCCAUUUCUCUGAUCCAAACCCACUUCUAUGGCGACUCUCACUCAUCGAACCAAAGACUGGUCAUGUUUCGCCGUUGCUUUACUCUUUCUUCCUCUAUUCAUUAUUUUCUGGUGCUUCGCAUACCCUUUUACCAUCACUAACAGUUACUACCUUUGGCGCAUUGGCCCUUCUUUACUAAAUUGCGCCCAGACUGACGCUAACCUGCACCACCAAGACCACCCGUACCAUAUAUCCUUCUAUGACGACCCGGAACUGAGUUAUUCCGUUGAGAAUCGGGUCACUAACUGGGAUGAGAAGCGUAAACAUUGGCUGAAGCAUCACCCUUCGUACUCUGCCGGAGCACGUGAUCGGGUUCUCCUCGUCACUGGGUCACAGCCGUCGCCUUGUAAGAAUCCAAUCGGCGAUCAUCUCCUUUUGAGACUUUUCAAGAACAAAGUUGACUACUGCCGAAUCCACGGCUACGACGUUUUCUACAACCACGCCUUCUUGCAUCCCAAGAUGGAUUCGUAUUGGGCCAAGCUGCCGAUCAUCCUGGCCGCAAUGAUGGCCCACCCUGAGGCCGAGUGGAUUUGGUGGAUGGACUCGGAUGCCGCAGUCACCGACAUGGAGUUCAAGAUUCCACUGGAUCGGUACGACAACCACAACCUCGUCGUUCAUGGAUGGCCCGACAUGGUCUACGAUGACAAAGACAACAAAAGUUGGACGGGACUCAACGCGGGAGUGAUUCUUAUCAGGAACUGCCAAUGGUCCAUGGACUUGAUUAAUGAAUGGGCCCAAAUGGGCCCAAAUAGCCCAAACUACGAGAAGUGGGGCCAAAUUCUGAGGGCAACGUUCAAGGACAAGCCGUUCCCGCUUCCAGACGACCAGUCGUCUCUGAUAUACUUGCUAUUUACACAGAGAGAGAAAUGGGAGAACAAAACUUAUCUAGAAGGAGAGUACUAUUUGGAGGCCUACUGGAUAGGGGUAGUGGGAAGCUAUGAUAACAUCACCGAUGGAUACGAAGAGAUAGAGAAAGGAGCUAACGAGCUAAGGAGGAGACACGCAGAGAGAGACAGCGAGUGGUACGCAAAGCUAAGAGAGGCGCGUAUGAAGAAUGAAACGACCGUUAGACGACCGUUUGUGACGCAUUUCACGGGAUGUCAACCGUGUAGUGGAGAACACAAUCCGAUGUAUUCAGGUGACUCCUGUUGGAAUCAGAUACGGAGGGCUCUAAAUUUUGCUGAUAAUCAAGUGCUUCGCAACUAUGGUUUUGUGCAUACGGAUUUGGAUUCUUCUUCUGUGAUUUCUAUGCCGUUUGAUUACCCUUCAUCAGAUGGACCAUCUUGAUUGACUUUUUUCCAGGGUAGCUAAUAAGCCCAUAUUGGUUACAAAAUUUAUUACAAGCAUUACUUUGAAUUUAUAUUUUGUACAUAAAAUAUGAUAGUUUUGCUUAGUUAAAUGGAAUGGUUGAAAGUUUUAAAAGGGUGUUUAAAGUGGAUGAGAAGGAUGGUAAAAUGUAGAUGCCAAAAAGCUUAUAAGUUGAUCUUCAUCAUUACUCAUGGAUAAAAGAUUGAACUUUUGCUUUUAAGAGGAUUGGAUGUGGAGUACAAGAGCGAUUAUGGUAUCCAUCUUGAAUUUGUGUCUUUUUAUUAAUUGAUUUUUUUUAUA
Molecule: messenger RNA, 1714 nt
Organism: Ziziphus jujuba (common jujube)
Lineage: Eukaryota; Viridiplantae; Streptophyta; Magnoliopsida; Rosales; Rhamnaceae
Product: glycosyltransferase 6
Exons: 1
Coding region: 95-1393 (432 amino acids)
Cellular component (GO): endosome; trans-Golgi network; membrane
Molecular function (GO): galactosyltransferase activity
Source: RefSeq, a predicted model, not a curated record